This is a messenger RNA of Pecten maximus, 1179 nucleotides long. Its product is annotated as battenin-like. The record is from RefSeq and is a predicted model, not a curated record. Gene Ontology annotation, cellular component: membrane. NCBI's taxonomy places the organism in Eukaryota, Metazoa, Mollusca, Bivalvia, Pectinida, Pectinidae.
CGUGUUUCUUUAAGGAUUAAUGUUUCGGUUUCCGGUUAUCGUUAUCUAAUAAUCUGCUAUAUACUGAUAUAAUGGAUCGAUAACUGUACUGAGGACAUCAGUAAAAGGCCGAGAUCUCUCCGGUCGUCAGCAGGUACAGGAUGAUAUCUCGGUGAUAACGGUUUGAAGCAGCUGACCGAGUUACACCUGCCAGUCUAAAUCCCCACGAGGCGUAGAUUUACAGGUAGAUUAAAAUAUAAGAUUAAAAUCACUGAUGCCGCCCAGGAUACAAGGGGAGUAAUCCAUCUCUGGAUAACGACAACAUGGACAACUUUAUCAGAAACUGGAUUGGUUUGUUUAUUUUGGGAUCCAUCAACAACCUUCCAUAUGUUAUUGUUGUAUCUGCUGCAAAAACCAUCGCAGACAGUUUUAAUGAAAGGAAUCAGGUUGGUCUGGUGGUCGGAGCCAAUUACAAGUUCAUGCCGACAUCAAUUUUGCCAGUCGUUAUGAUAUACGUUGGCUUGCUCGGUGGCGCCUCCUAUGUAAACAUCUUUUAUCGGUUACUUCACGAUGACACCUACCCAGAUAAGGACCGAGAACUCUGUAUAAACAUUGUGGCUAUCUUCAUCACUCUAGGUAUAGUUUUGGGCACAGUAGCGGAGACCAUAUUAUUUAACACUGUCCUCAAAUCUGAUUAGGACAGUCUGUCUACAGCAGCGGUACCAUACACAGUGGCCAGCAACCUGUUGUCAGUGAUAUUACGGCCGCAAGCUGAUUAUCUAAUGAGGCAAACUGUGAUAUCAAUGGCAUAGUGCAAUAUACUGAACCUGUCACCAGUUAGAAUGUACUCAACGUUAAUCCAUGUAUAUAAUUGUAUGUGUUUAUCAAUAUAUGAUGUUAUUAAUGAGAGAGUGUUCCCCUCAAUCAUGGUGUAGCUUCCCCCAGCAUAUUACAAUGUUAUUGGAGUUGUCCCCCUUAUCCCUCGUGUUUUAGCUGUGAUUGUGAUAAAAUGAUGCAUGUUUAGACUCUCUAUGGGGAUCGUGCAAUGCUAUUAAACGUGCUCAAUUUCAAGGCUUUCCACCAUGAGGAAAUGUGUAUUGUGUUACUUUAUUGAUGAGGUCUGUCUGCAGAAUACUUCAAGUGUUAUAUAAACAGGGGAAAUAAAGAGUGUGGAAUAUCACAGUGAAAUCAUUUUUAAAA